This is a messenger RNA of Lemur catta (Ring-tailed lemur), 2903 nucleotides long. It is a transcript of the gene HEATR3, whose product is annotated as HEAT repeat containing 3. The coding region runs from base 192 to 2234 and encodes 680 amino acids. Lineage: Eukaryota; Metazoa; Chordata; Mammalia; Primates; Lemuridae. Gene Ontology annotation, biological process: protein import into nucleus; ribosomal large subunit biogenesis. The transcript has 15 exons. The record is from RefSeq and is a predicted model, not a curated record.
AAUCCCCGCGCCAGCUCUCUCCUCGGCGCGCGCCUGCGCACUGCUUCCCCAUGUGUGCUCGGGCCGUCAGCCGGCCCGGCUGAGCAGUGGCACGAAGUCCCCUUGGCGGUAAGGCCCUGUCACCUGCUUGGCAGCCUUCUCCACCUGCUGCUUCCCUCCUCUCUCGGCCUGUCCCCACAGCGCACAUCGCCAUGGGCAAGAGCCGGACGAAGCGCUUCAGGCGCCCUCAGUUCUCCCCUACGGGCGACUGUCAGGUCGAGGCUGCCGCGGCGGCGAACGGGACAGGCGGCGAGGAGGACGACGGGCCGGCGGCGGAGCUGCUAGAAAAGCUCCAGCACCCGAGCGCCGAGGUCCGCGAGUGCGCCUGCGCGGGGCUGGCCCGGCUGGUGCAACAGAGGCCGGCGCUCCCGGGCCUGACACGCCGCGACGCUGUGCGCCGGCUCGGGCCGCUGCUGCUCGACCCCAGCCUGGCUGUCCGGGAGACGGCGGCCGGCGCGCUCAGAAAUCUGAGUGCUUGUGGAGGUUUUGAAGUGUGUGAUGACAUGGUGACUAAGGAUAUCAUGACUCCUCUGGUUGCACUGCUAAAAGAGUGUAGUGCUGGACUGGAUUCAAAUGAGACGUCUCCACAGAAGAAAAAAGAUCAGAACAGAAACUCUAUUGAGAACAUAGCCAAUGAGGCUGUGAACGUACUAUGGAAUAUAUGUGAAUGCAGUAGUAGAGCAGUAUCUAUAUUCAACAAAGAAGGGUGUUUGGAGAUUGUAUUAAAGUAUUUAAGUAGGUUUUCCACCAAUGUUGACCUGGCUAUUUCAGUAGCAUAUUGUUUGCAGACAGUGACCGAAGAUAACCCAGAGCUACUGAAAUGUUUCAGUGCUGAAGCAUUGCAUGUGCUGGAAUCAGCAAUGCUCUCUCCUGUCAAGUCCCUGGAAUACCGUCUGUUGAAAACAUUGGUGGCAGGCACAAUUUGGAAUCUAAAGGACAUUAUUCCAUGCAAGAGUCAAGCAGAAAUCAUAAAUGCCAUACUAAAGAUCUUAUCUGAAGUUUUGGAAAUGGAUGCUGGUGAAACAGUUAUUCGAAUGAAGGAGGCUGAAACCCAAAGGUUAAAAACCCUAGCAGAGACUGAGGAAAUAUUAGAGAAUGCUAAUGGUGAUGAUUUGAUUGAAGAUGAUGAAAUGGAAGAAAUUCCUCAUAAGAGAAAAAUCAGAAGGAAAACUUUUGCUUCAGAUUUACUUCCACCCACUGACAAGGAACUGAGAGAGACCAUAGCAUUGCUGACAGCGCAGCAGACUGCUCUGGAAAUUAUUGUCAACAUGUGCUGCAGUGAAGAUCCCUCCGAUGAUGAAUGGGAAGAGCUUUCUAGCAGUGAUGAGAGCGAUAUGUUUAUGGAGAAUUCCCUCAGUGAGUGCGGUGGGCAGCUGCUCUCGCCCCUCUGCCUCUCCCAUGAGAUUCACACUGCUCUCACCAGCUACCUCAUCCCAAAGAAGAUUUUUGAGAAAACUGCCUUUCCAAACAGCAUUGCAGUUGACCUGUGUUCUAGAAACCCCACUUGGAAAACUUUGAUUAGAAAAAUGAACACUGUGCAAUGUAGAGCCCUCGUGUGUCUCCAGAGUCUUGUGUCUCUCCUGGAUGUGGACCACCUGGGAGGAGCCCCAGCCCUUCAGACACUUGCACAGCAUCUGUCACAGAUGCUUUUUUCUCAACCAGAUUUUGCUAAACAUGCUGACUUUCUAGAAGCCAUAAGUAGUGCCUUGAGGGCCCUUUUGCAAACAAUGGCCUCCAGGAACAUUUCUCAGUGCCUGACUCCUGAUCAGCUGAUGACAUUAUGCAAAGCAGGCAUUCAUAGUAGUAACGUUGGGGUUCGCGUGAACGUUGUUAGCAUUUUAGGGAUCACUGGCAGCAUCCUAGCCAAAGAAGAUGGUACACUUGAAACUCUUAAGUCCAUUGGGUGCUUUCUGCUUGAGGUUGCCACCAAAGAUCCUUCCCUUGUGGUAGCAGGAGAAGCUCUGGAUGCCCUCUUUGAUGUUUUUGCAGAUGGCAAAGAAGCUGAAAGAGCUUCAGUUCAAAUUAAAUUAUUAUCUACUCUGAAAGAAUUCCAGCCAGUCUUCAAAAUGAAGAUACGUAAAGAAGGGCGAGGUAAAUACAGUACAGAUCAGCUGUGUGUUCUCGACAAUGUGAAGAUGAAUUUGAGAAGGUUUGUUGCUUAUCAAGAAACUGUUGAGAAAAGGCUGACUUCCUGAACCAUCAAAAGAGAAAUCCAUUUUUUCCGAAAGUAUUUGAUGCAAAAAAUACUAAAGGAUUUCCUUGGACUGUAUACAUAUCUGAAAAUUAUUUUUAAAUGCUUAUAUUCCGUACAUUAAUUUGAAGUUCAUAAAAGCUUCAAAACCUGUCAGAAAUGGGUUUUUAAGCUUUGAGACCUGUGUGGCAUCUCUAGCACUCUCUACAUCAUGCUCCCCGCACAUUUUUAACCACUGGAAACACGAAGGGUGGAAGGGUGCAAAUGCAAAGGAAUCUCAGGUGGUUCUUCACUAAUUCGAGAGCGGCAAAGAAAUUUCAAACAAUCAUGUUUUCCUUGAAUUUUGCCAAAAAAAGAAAAUCCAAAGCAUUGCUUGGAUGUUCUUUUAAGACAGUAUCAUUUUAUAUCAGCUGAAUCUUUAACUGAAAUAUGAAGACAAGCUUUAUAAAAUAAUUUUUGGUAUGAAGUAUACCAAUUAUGUUUACCUUUUGUGAAGAAGUGAAUGAGUUAAAUUUGUAUUUCACUACUUAGUAGAUUAUACUAAUGAGCUAAUGAGAUAAUUGCCAUCCUCUAUCUAGGUGGAUGUGAUCAGUUAUUGGAUCACUCCUUGAUUUAAUUUGAUACGGAAUCAGAAUUAGAAAAUAUUUUUGAAUAAAUAACUUUUUAAUUUAAA